AUGUCCAGCCGACCCCGUCGCUCCGCGGCCCUCCGGGCAAACGAAGCAAUCACUGACAUGGCAGAAGCCAACGACCGCCCCAUGUCCUCCCGCUCAGACCGCCGCUCCGGCCGGACCUCAGGCGCCACCGUAUCCCGGGAGCCGCCGUCCUCGCCCGACCACCUCAACCUCAACAUCAAGGUAUCCUCCAACAAACUCCGCCAGGCCACCGUGGGACGCGAUGGCGUCAGGACGGAGCAGCAGAUCUCCGUGAACAGCCGGGACAACUUCGUCGGCGGCGAGAUCAUCUCGGGCAAGAGGAAUCGCGGUGGCAGGAAGAAUUACGUCGUUGAUAGUGAUAGCGACGAGGAGGAAGAAGAGGAAGCUGAGGCGGAAGAUGAUGAGUCUCUUGGUCAUGAUGAAGAAGAAGAAGAAGACGAGGAUGAGGAUAUGGAUGGGUCUGGUGAGGAGGAUGCAGAGGGCGAGGUUGACGAGAUGGAUGUUGACGCAGAUGGAGAACCUGAUGACUUGGGCGAUGAGGACGGCGAGGGUGAUAUCGACAUGGAUGUUGCGCCCGCGUCGAGCAUCACCGUCGGAAGGUCGACGAAACCCACACCCAAGCCCAAGCCCGCACCGGCUCAAAAGCCAACAGCAAAUGCCUACGACGAUGACGAUGAUGACGACCUCAGCGAUCCUGGUCCGAGUGACAUCGAGGAGACCAUUACGUAUGGCGAGACGAUGCUCGGCGAUGAUGACGCCGAGGGCGAAGAAGAAGAGAUCGAAGUCGCCGCCGAAGGAGAGGAACCUGACGCCGAGGGCGAGGAGGAGGAAGAAGAGGAAGAGCUCGACAGUGAUGAGGAGGGCGCUAGUAGGGCUGAAACUCCGGAUCUGUCGAAGAUGACGAGGCGGCAGAGGGCGAGGUUUGAGGAUACGCCGCAGGAGUACAUGAAGCUUUCAGAUGAGGUCCAAGUAAAGAAACACUUUACCGCCGAGGAACUGUCCAUGCGCCGCGCCGAAAUGGCCCGUCGUCGCCGAAACCUCAGCGAAAAACGCAACGAAGAAGUCAAGAUGGAAACGAUCAACAAACUCCUCAAAAAACAAGCCCCCAAGACAAAAGGCCGCGCAGCAGCCGGCGGCGCCGGUGGCGAUGAAGAGGGCGCCGAGUCCGAAUCCCAGAAACCUGACCCCACGACCUUUAGGUGGAUUAGCGAUCGCGCGGGGAGCAGGAUCGCCCUUCCCGAAGAACUGUUGGCCUCUCAUGCCGGUGACGUGCUGAGGGCUCGUGGUGGCGGUGGAGGAUUGAGAGCUGGGAAGGUGGUGGAGGAAGUGCAGUAG
This is a messenger RNA of Scedosporium apiospermum, 1314 nucleotides long. RefSeq lists its product as uncharacterized. The transcript is spliced from 3 exons. Gene Ontology annotation, biological process: chromatin remodeling. The coding region runs from base 1 to 1314 and encodes 437 amino acids. Gene Ontology annotation, cellular component: Ino80 complex. The record is from RefSeq and is a predicted model, not a curated record. Lineage: Eukaryota; Fungi; Ascomycota; Sordariomycetes; Microascales; Microascaceae.